CGGCGCCAUCCGCCGCCGGGCACGCACCGCCCGAUCCAAGAGCUCGCCGCUCAAGCCGACGCAGGUGAAGGCUGACUUGACCUUCAAACACACUAGUCAAGAUGGUGGAGGGAUACGAAACGGACAAGAACAUCGAGAUAUGGAAGGUCAAGAAGCUGAUCAAGGCGCUGGACGCCGCGAGGGGCAAUGGCACGAGCAUGAUCUCCCUCAUCAUGCCGCCACGCGACCAGGUCUCCCGGGUCUCCAAGAUGCUGGGCGACGAGUACGGGACCGCCUCCAACAUCAAGAGCAGGGUCAACCGCCAGUCCGUUCUGGCUGCCAUAACCUCUGCCCAGCAGAGGUUGAAGCUGUAUAAUCGAGUUCCCUCGAACGGGCUGGUGCUCUACACCGGCACCGUCGUCACCGACGACGGCAAGGAGAAGAAGGUCACCUUCGACUUCGAGCCGUUCAGGCCCAUAAACGCCUCGCUGUACCUCUGCGACAACAAGUUCCACACAGAGGCGCUGAAUGAGCUCCUUGAGUCCGACGACAAGUUCGGUUUCAUCAUCAUGGAUGGCAAUGGGACGCUCUAUGGCACGCUGAGUGGCAACAGUAGGGAGAUUGUUUACAAGUUUAGUGUGGAUCUCCCUAAGAAGCAUGGAAGAGGAGGGCAGUCUGCUCUCCGCUUUGCUAGGCUGCGCAUGGAGAAGAGGCACAACUACCUGCGUAAAGCGGCUGAGCUCGCAACACAGUUCUUCAUCAACCCUGCGACCAACCAGCCGAACGUUGUUGGGCUCAUCCUGGCUGGUUCUGCCGAUUUCAAGACUGAGCUAGGAAAAUCUGAGAUGUUCGAUCAACGCCUGCAAGCCAAGAUCCUCAAGUCGGUCGAUGUGUCGUACGGAGGGGAGAGCGGCUUCAACCAGGCUAUCGAGAUGUCUGUGGAGGUCCUGUCUGACGUCAAGUUUGUUCAAGAGAAGAAGCUCCUUGGGAAGUACUUCGAGGAGAUAAGCCAAGACACUGGGAAAUAUGUCCUCGGUGUGCAGGACACCAUGUCAGCUCUUGAGAUGGGUGCAGUCGACACGCUGAUCGUGUGGGAGAAUCUCGACAUCAGGCGGUACGAGCUGAAGAAUUCUGUGACUGGAGAAACCGUGAUCAAGUACCUUAACGGCGACCAGGAGGCAGAUCAGGGCAACUUCAUAGACGAUGCAUCGUCUGGUGAACUGGAUGUCGUCGACAGGACGCUGCUGCUGGAGUGGUUUGCUGAAAAUUACCAGCAGUAUGGUUGCAGGCUGGAGUUCGUUACCAACAGGUCGCAGGAAGGAUCGCAGUUCUGCAGGGGCUUUGGCGGGAUUGGUGGGAUCCUCCGCUACCCGGCUGACAUCGCUGCCUAUGAUGAUGACGACAUGCUGGACGACGACGUCUACGAAGACUACGAAUAGCAAUCAACUGAAGCUCAACUGAAUUCGGUUCGGGAGGAGCCUGUGCUGGCCCGGACCGCGCCGGAACGAGACCCUGACAAAUCCAAACGAUCGGUGCAAGGAGCAGAAGCAGGAGGUGGGGAGAGGAGGACCUGGCGUUGAAAUCCAGACCUUGUGUAAGGCACGAUGAUGACGCCCAUGCUUUGCAGAUGAAGAUCUCUUCCUGUGUUAUCCGCGAAUUCCUGGAAUUUGGUGAUGGUAUCAUGGUACUAAGCAGACAUGGCUGCUUUCACAUACUGCAUCAGGGAAUAAUAAUUAGAGCUGUACCGUUUCUUGUUAUUGGCAACGUAUGGUUAUGUGCCACUAUUGCAGAUGUCUGAUGUGCUUCCUAAAAUAAAGUUGUGACUGAACUACGUUUGAGUUAUUUGUAUGGUGAAGAUCUAUGUGCUA
This is a messenger RNA of Lolium rigidum, 1847 nucleotides long. Its product is annotated as eukaryotic peptide chain release factor subunit 1-2-like. Gene Ontology annotation, cellular component: translation release factor complex; cytosol. Gene Ontology annotation, biological process: cytoplasmic translational termination. The record is from RefSeq and is a predicted model, not a curated record. Lineage: Eukaryota; Viridiplantae; Streptophyta; Magnoliopsida; Poales; Poaceae. Gene Ontology annotation, molecular function: sequence-specific mRNA binding; translation release factor activity, codon specific. The coding region runs from base 102 to 1418 and encodes 438 amino acids. The transcript has 3 exons.